UUGCGGAGAUACGGAGGAACUGAAAGCAACAGACACUGCGUGGUGAGACUUAAGGGUCACCUGGGGUCAAAGUGAAACAAAACUCUGGAACUCACUGCCACGGCACAUAGUGACACUUAAGGAUAGGCAGAAGUUUAAGACCAGCAACAACAACCACUUCAGCGACCUUCGUCAGCGCCCUUCCCUUAAGGACACCUGCUAAAGCUGAAGAUUGGACUACAGAGAGAAUAAAAAAGUAACACCAUGCCGGAGCGUUCUGUGAACUGUCCUCUGCCCAGGGACGGUAGGUCAUGGGUCAUCUUAAUAUUCUUUAUACUCCUGGGCGGGAUGAUGCUGUUGUUGGGCCUGUAUUUCUUCGUCAGGACACUGAUCUGGGCGAUAGGAGUCGUCAUCAUCGCCCUAGUCUUCGUCUUCAUGUGUAUCUUCAUGUUCUGUCCGAAAUGCCUGACUGCGUGCACCUGCAACGGGGGAGGAGAAGACGGGAAGGAGCACUCGUACGAGGGGAGCUGCAGGUACGCCAAGGACGGCGGAGAGGCCGCCAGGAGCCGCAAGAGGCGUCGGCAGCGCAGGCGGAGCAGCAGCGACAGCUCCUCGGACGACUCGGAGUACGAGCGGGAGCGGCGUCGCCGGAAGCGCCGGCGCAAGGAGAGACGGGAGAGACGGGACGACAGUGACGACAGCUAUGACGACAUCCGGUACGAAGACGAGAGGCGCAGGCGCAAAGGGAAGGAGAAGGAUGACAACGACGCGAACGAGAAACGAAAGAAGUGGAUACCGGCCUGCGUGGCACGGCGGAAGGGCAGUGACAGUGAUUCCGGGUUAGAUGUGCCCUGA
Branchiostoma floridae (Florida lancelet) is the source of this 834-nucleotide messenger RNA. Its product is annotated as protein FAM133-like. Lineage: Eukaryota; Metazoa; Chordata; Leptocardii; Amphioxiformes; Branchiostomatidae. The transcript is spliced from 2 exons. Bases 244 to 834 code for a protein of 196 amino acids. The record is from RefSeq and is a predicted model, not a curated record.